AUAUAAAAGUGUGUAAAAUUUUUUUUUUUGACAUUUAAAUUACAUCUGUUUUCUUUUCAUAAUACUAAUCAUACAUUUGCGUGUGUUGUAUAAUAAUACAAUAUUGAAGGGUUUUCUUACUCCGGCAUGGCCUGUGUGCGGUGUAGUUUGCGUAUAUUUAAAGUAAAUAAUUUCUUAGUUGCUAGAUCGAUUGCAAUGUCCGCUCAACGUCGUGCAGAGGAGAAACUGGAGAAGCUCAAAGAUAAAAAUCCAUAUUAUGAAAAAUAUGCACAAAAAUUAGCAAAUCUGCAACAAACAUCGCCAGAGGAAUUCCUCGAACGCGUUGGCAAGGUGGUCGAACCCAUUAAAGGUGGUAAGAGUCAAACAAGGUAUUCAAAAGCAAGUAAGAAAUAUGUUCAAGAUUUUAAAAGUAUGCCCUGUAGGACUUAUGAAGAACUACUGAAUCCAAAAAAACCGAGAGAAUUACAACCUGAAGCCGAAAUUCCUUACAAAAAGUUGACGGAUAUUAUGAAGCUGGAACUUAUACAAGACAAAAAUGCUGAUGAGAUAUCUAAGAUAUGGUUUGAAUAUCAUAAAACUAAAAACGUGUUGGCAGCUACACUUUCAGUGGGCCAGUAUGAAUCGCUCAUGGAGCGUGCAAAAUUAUUCCCAGUCUUUUUGUUGCCGUUGCCGCGCAGUGAGGGUUUUGAAUUUAUUAUGUUGCAAUUUGCUGCAAAUGCUGUUCAUUUGACCCCACUUCUGGCCUAUCAGGUACAUGCUGAAAACGCACCAGAGUGCCUUACUCUAGUUCACUACACUGAAAUGAAAGAUAAAGGAAUCAUACUAAUGAGGGGAGAGUAUGACAGCAAAGUGCUAAGCGGACAAGAAGCUCAAUGUUUAGCAAAUGAAUUACAAAUGUUUUAUUGCAAAAAUGAUGAAAAUAAACUCAAAUUGCUGGAAACAUUUACAAAACGACCACAGGAAUUUAAGCAUAUGGAUUUGAUUAAGGAAGUAGAAAAUAUUCAACUUGUUUAAGAAUAUUAAUAAAUAUGAAAUGUUUAUACUUUUAGAAUUGAAAAAUAA
This is a messenger RNA of Teleopsis dalmanni, 1062 nucleotides long. Its product is annotated as ATP synthase mitochondrial F1 complex assembly factor 1-like. The transcript is spliced from 2 exons. The coding region runs from base 127 to 1014 and encodes 295 amino acids. The record is from RefSeq and is a predicted model, not a curated record. Gene Ontology annotation, biological process: mitochondrial proton-transporting ATP synthase complex assembly. NCBI's taxonomy places the organism in Eukaryota, Metazoa, Arthropoda, Insecta, Diptera, Diopsidae. Gene Ontology annotation, cellular component: mitochondrion.